AAGUUGGGAGCGCAGCGGCGUUGGCGGCGGCGGCGGCGGCAGCGGCAGCGCGGCGGGGCCGGGUAUUGUCCGCGGCCCCUUUAAAUCCGCGAUCCCCUUUUUACCCUCCCUCUUUUCUCCCCUGCCCCCGCCGUAUCCCCUCCCUCGGUAGGCCCCCCCACACCGUGUGUUCCCCCACUGUACACCCCCUCCCGAGUCAUGCGAGCCCUGGCGCCCCCCACCUCGAGUCGGCCGCCGGAGGUUUUGUUUAUGGUUGGGUUCGCGGCCUAGUGGGCCGCGCCAGAGCCGGGGCCUCGAUUUGGGAGCGUGGCCGGGGCGGGGCUUGGAGCAGCCGUAGGAAGGGGGGGCCAUGCGGCUAGAGCCUGAGAGGGGAGAGCGAGAAAGAGCGCGAGCGAGCGAGGCCUGGGCCUUGCCUGAGUAUUCUACCUUGUAAAUACUGUUAUUUGUAUAUACUGUAAAUGAUGACAUCGGUGGGCACUAACCGAGCCCGGGGAAACUGGGAACAACCUCAAAACCAAAACCAGACACAGCACAAGCAGCGGCCACAGGCCACUGCAGAACAAAUUAGACUUGCACAGAUGAUUUCGGACCAUAAUGAUGCUGACUUUGAGGAGAAGGUGAAACAAUUGAUUGAUAUUACAGGCAAGAACCAGGAUGAAUGUGUGAUUGCUUUGCAUGACUGCAAUGGAGAUGUCAACAGAGCUAUCAAUGUUCUUCUGGAAGGAAACCCAGACACGCAUUCCUGGGAGAUGGUCGGGAAGAAGAAGGGAGUCUCAGGCCAGAAGGAUGGUGGCCAGACGGAAUCCAAUGAGGAAGGCAAAGAAAAUCGAGACCGGGACAGAGACUAUAGUCGGCGACGUGGUGGGCCACCAAGACGGGGGAGAGGUGCCAGCCGUGGACGAGAGUUUCGAGGUCAGGAAAAUGGAUUGGAUGGCACCAAGAGUGGAGGGCCUUCUGGAAGAGGAACAGAAAGAGGCAGAAGGGGCCGUGGCCGAGGCAGAGGUGGCUCUGGUAGGCGAGGAGGAAGGUUUUCUGCUCAAGGAAUGGGAACCUUUAACCCAGCUGAUUAUGCAGAGCCAGCCAAUACUGAUGAUAACUAUGGCAAUAGCAGCGGCAAUACGUGGAACAACACUGGCCACUUUGAACCAGAUGAUGGGACGAGUGCAUGGAGGACUGCAACAGAGGAGUGGGGGACUGAAGAUUGGAAUGAAGAUCUUUCUGAGACCAAGAUCUUCACUGCCUCUAAUGUGUCUUCAGUGCCUCUGCCUGCGGAGAAUGUGACAAUCACUGCUGGUCAGAGAAUUGACCUUGCUGUUCUGCUGGGGAAGACACCAUCUACAAUGGAGAAUGAUUCAUCUAAUCUGGAUCCGUCUCAGGCUCCUUCUCUGGCCCAGCCUCUGGUGUUCAGUAAUUCGAAGCAGACUGCCAUAUCACAGCCUGCUUCAGGGAACACAUUUUCUCAUCACAGUAUGGUGAGCAUGUUAGGGAAAGGAUUUGGUGAUGUCGGUGAAGCUAAAGGCGGCAGUACUACGGGCUCCCAGUUCUUGGAGCAAUUCAAGACUGCCCAAGCCCUGGCUCAGUUGGCAGCUCAGCAUUCUCAGUCUGGAAGCACCACCACCUCCUCUUGGGACAUGGGCUCGACGACACAAUCCCCAUCACUGGUGCAGUAUGAUUUGAAGAACCCAAGUGAUUCAACAGUGCACAGCCCCUUUACAAAGCGCCAGGCUUUUACCCCAUCUUCAACCAUGAUGGAGGUGUUCCUUCAGGAGAAGUCACCUGCAGUGGCUACCUCCACAGCUGCACCUCCACCUCCGUCUUCUCCUCUGCCAAGCAAAUCCACGUCGGCUCCACAGAUGUCGCCUGGAUCUUCAGACAACCAGUCCUCUAGCCCUCAGCCGGCUCAGCAGAAACUGAAACAGCAGAAGAAAAAAGCCUCCUUGACUUCUAAGAUUCCUGCUCUGGCUGUGGAGAUGCCUGGCUCAGCAGAUAUCUCAGGGCUAAACCUGCAGUUUGGGGCAUUGCAGUUUGGGUCAGAGCCUGUCCUUUCUGAUUAUGAGUCCACCCCCACCACGAGCGCCUCUUCAAGCCAGGCUCCAAGUAGCCUGUAUACCAGCACGGCCAGUGAAUCAUCCUCUACAAUUUCAUCUAACCAGAGUCAGGAGUCUGGUUAUCAGAGCGGCCCAAUUCAGUCGACAACCUAUACCUCCCAAAAUAAUGCUCAGGGCCCUCUUUAUGAACAGAGAUCCACACAGACUCGGCGGUACCCCAGCUCCAUCUCUUCAUCACCCCAAAAGGACCUGACUCAGGCAAAGAAUGGCUUCAGUUCUGUGCAGGCCACGCAGUUACAGACCACACAAUCUGUUGAAGGUGCUACAGGCUCUGCAGUGAAAUCUGAUUCACCUUCCACUUCUAGCAUCCCCCCUCUCAAUGAAACGGUAUCUGCAGCUUCCUUACUGACGACAACCAAUCAGCAUUCAUCCUCCUUGGGUGGCUUGAGCCACAGUGAGGAGAUUCCAAAUACUACCACCACACAACACAGCAGCACGUUAUCUACGCAGCAGAAUACCCUUUCAUCAUCAACAUCUUCUGGGCGCACUUCGACAUCCACUCUUUUGCACACAAGUGUGGAGAGUGAGGCGAAUCUCCAUUCUUCCUCCAGCACUUUUUCCACCACAUCCAGCACAGUCUCUGCACCUCCCCCAGUGGUCAGUGUCUCCUCCAGUCUCAAUAGUGGCAGUAGCCUGGGCCUCAGCCUAGGCAGCAACUCCACUGUCACAGCCUCGACUCGAAGCUCAGUUGCUACGACUUCAGGAAAAGCUCCUCCCAACCUCCCUCCUGGGGUCCCGCCGUUGUUGCCUAAUCCGUAUAUUAUGGCUCCAGGGCUGUUACAUGCCUACCCGCCACAAGUAUAUGGUUAUGAUGACUUGCAGAUGCUUCAGACGAGAUUUCCAUUGGAUUACUACAGCAUCCCAUUUCCCACACCCACUACUCCGCUGACUGGGAGGGAUGGUAGCCUGGCCAGCAACCCUUAUUCUGGUGACCUCACAAAGUUCGGCCGUGGGGAUGCCUCCUCCCCAGCCCCGGCCACAACCUUGGCCCAACCCCAACAGAACCAGACGCAGACUCACCAUACCACGCAGCAGACAUUCCUGAACCCGGCGCUGCCUCCUGGCUACAGUUACACCAGCCUGCCAUACUAUACAGGGGUCCCGGGCCUCCCCAGCACCUUCCAGUAUGGGCCUGCUGUGUUCCCUGUGGCUCCUACCUCUUCCAAGCAGCAUGGUGUGAAUGUCAGUGUGAAUGCAUCGGCCACCCCUUUCCAACAGCCGAGUGGAUAUGGGUCUCAUGGAUACAACACUGGUGUUUCAGUCACCUCCAGUAACACGGGCGUGCCAGAUAUCUCGGGUUCUGUGUACUCCAAAACCCAGUCCUUUGAGAAACAAGGUUUUCAUUCCGGUACUCCUGCUGCUUCCUUCAACUUGCCUUCAGCCCUAGGAAGUGGGGGCCCCAUCAAUCCGGCCACAGCUGCUGCCUACCCACCUGCCCCCUUUAUGCACAUUCUGACCCCCCAUCAGCAGCCGCAUUCUCAGAUCCUUCACCAUCACCUGCAGCAGGAUGGCCAGCUACCAUAUUUGCAGAUGAUUCUCUGUUGCCAGCGCCAGCAGGAGGAGCAGACGGGCAGCGGGCAACGUAGCCAGACCAGCUCCAUCCCGCAGAAGCCCCAGACCAACAAGUCUGCCUACAACAGCUACAGCUGGGGGGCCAACUGAGGCCCUGACCCUCUUCUCCCGGUCCCAUCUUCUGAGAGGGCUUCUCAGCCUGGAAACUAUGGAAACAGCAUCAAAGAGAAAGGAAUGUGGGGGGUUUCCGCUGCCCCCCACCCCCAGCGGCCCACCCCAUGCCUCAGCUUCAUGUCUGUCCCAUUCCUAUACCAUCCCCACCCUGUUGUAUGUAUUAUAGGAUUUGUAUUUUCUCCUUUUUUUCCCCCCUUCCAUUCCUUCUCCCCUCUUGCAUUCAAGAUUAUGAAACUUUGCUAUGGGCCCUGCACUUCCUUUGCUUCCUCCUGUUCACCCUGGUGGUGUAUGGAUGAGGCGGGGAGGUGGGACCCCCAAAUAUAUAUCAGCCCAACAGCCCUAAGUCUCCUUCUUUAUUAUUAGGAAAACAACAACAACAACAACAAACAAAAAAAUGGCGUCAUGAAUAUGAACAGCAUUGUCAGAUGAAUUAGUUGAAGUGGUUUUUUUUUUUUUUUUUUUGUACUGUGUCCUCAAAUUUAAUGGAUUAAUGUGUCUUGUAUAUAUAAAAAGAAAACCUCUACCUUCA
Pan troglodytes (chimpanzee) is the source of this 4323-nucleotide messenger RNA. It is a transcript of the gene UBAP2L, whose product is annotated as ubiquitin associated protein 2 like. The coding region runs from base 459 to 3770 and encodes 1103 amino acids. Gene Ontology annotation, cellular component: nucleus; cytoplasm. The record is from RefSeq and is a predicted model, not a curated record. The transcript is spliced from 28 exons. Gene Ontology annotation, molecular function: protein binding. Gene Ontology annotation, biological process: hematopoietic stem cell homeostasis. Lineage: Eukaryota; Metazoa; Chordata; Mammalia; Primates; Hominidae.